Molecule: messenger RNA, 1708 nt
Organism: Lasiosphaeria miniovina
Lineage: Eukaryota; Fungi; Ascomycota; Sordariomycetes; Sordariales; Lasiosphaeriaceae
Exons: 4
Coding region: 342-1277 (311 amino acids)
Source: RefSeq, a predicted model, not a curated record
GUGGGGCGUGGGGCGUGUGCGGGCAUGUCAUGGGCAGCCAUCGCUAGUCGAUUGCAGCUCGGCUUACGUACGCAUGUUGUUCAAUCAGGUGGGUCACUGGGCUGAGGCGGAGCCCGUGUCGCCCAAUCACGGACAGGAAAACCAUCGGCGGUGGCCUAUGGAACUAAAAGCGGGGACGAUUGCCAGAGGCCGUGCAAAUCGCGCAGCUCAGCCUCUCUGUUAUUGGAUUAAUUAAUUAGGUAGACAGACUUGCACCCACUGCCCACCCCCGCUCCCCAACCACUUUCUCCCCCCCCUCGCUCUCUUCAAGUACAAGAUCCAACCGCAGAUCACGCGGCGUAAUGGACGCGACGUAUGCGAAACUGAUGGCCAAGUUCGGCUACGGACGCUGCCUCUACAGACCUCCGUCUACGACUGAGAUGCGGCCUGGCUCGGUGGGCUACUGGGACAGCAACGCCAAGUGGCAGCCCAUUGCCCAGCUGGACGACAGCGAAGACCUCAAGGCCAAGGGCUUUAGGCCGCCCCAGGAAGAGCUGUUGGCGAAUGACUCCACCCUCGAUGAGGGGUGGUCGCCCUUGUACUCUUCGUCAGUCACCGAGUCUGACAUCACUGCCGAGGUGAUGGCCAGAUUGCCCGAGGGCGCCGCAACGGGUAAGGCGUUCUACAAAUACCAGGGCAGCGAGAACGCCGGGGCGGUCCUUAUAACUGUAAAACCCAUCAGCGCCCGCAGCUUCCUCCACGAGUCCCCGUUCUCACGCUGGACGUACGACAAUAUCGAUGCUCUCAUGGCUAGCCCGAGAGGCGAGGAUAUCAAGACGCACGGUCUGGCUAUUAUCAGGGAUACCUACAGCACCAAGAAGUGCCUGCUCAAUGUGUGGGAGUCAGGCAGCCGCGCCUUCUCGGUUGGACUCACAGUAGAUGCCCAUGGAGUCUUGAACCUGGGCGUCGGCGGUGGGUGGUCCGAUGCAACAGAUGCUGGCGGCUGCAGGGAGUUUUCUCCCAAGAAUCCAGAGGACGAGGUUGUAGUUUGUGCCAGCGGGCUUGUCUUCAAAAUCCGGCGGCUGUUUGGCAUCACCAUGCUCUCCCACCCGGCGCCGCUCAGGAGUGCAAACACAGAGGGAUCUCUUGUCGAGACUCGCCAGAUCAAGAGCAAGGAGAGAGAGGAUCUGGUCUUUGAGCUUGAGCGGGAGGUAUUCGGCAACCCCCUUCUUGCUCCUGUGGAGGAGGCAUGCGCAUCAUCAGACUGGGAAGAUGACGAAGAUUCUAUGGCUACCUAGGUGUAGCUCACCAUUCGUAUCGCCAUCACCAUGAAGCCAUUCUUGUUACUAACUCGCUCCCAGCUAAUUCUUCAAGGCCGAAACAUAGUAACUUUACCAGCAUGAUUCAGGCCGGGGCCUGCCACUCGAUUAUGAGGACUUCACAUAAACACAAGAAGACAGCGAAAUACGGAACUAGUUUAUAAGACUUGCUAAGGAUUGAACGUCUUAGCAGAUGUGAGCGAGAAAUAGUGGGCAAACCGCCUUGCGCCAAUCAAUUUUGCUUUUACUCUUGCGUAAGGCGGUCAGAUCGUAUCUGCCCCAUCGCUUGCACGUGGUGGCGGCUAGGGCGGGGCUGACGGGUUUGCCGUUGAAGUUGGACGUGCCGGGCUUGUGUCCGAACGCGGUGCCAAUGUCGCACCAGUGGUACUGCGGCGGCGGCGGCGGCGGCG